AUGAGGUCCUUUGUAACAAAGCAGUCUUGCAAAAGGUACGUGUUGUUAGGUAUUCUUAUUCUUUUGUCUUUCGUUCACAAUAUUUCGACAUCUGUGACUCAUUAUUCAAUACCCGAGGAGAUGAAAGAAGGAUCAGUCGUCGCUAACCUUGCUACCGAUCUCAGCCUGGAUGUUAAAACACUGAAUCAGAGGAAGAUGCGUCUUGAUAUCAUUGCAAAUAAGAAAUACCUGAAUGUGAACAAAGAGACUGGUGAACUGUAUAUUGUUGAGAAGAUUGACAGGGAAAAUAUCUGCACUACCAAGUCAUCAGCGUCUUGCUAUCUCAAACUGGAAAUAAUACUAGAAAACCCAGUACGAAUAUUUAACAUAGAAGUAGAGAUUUUGGAUAUGAACGACAACGCCCCACAAUUUCGACGAGACGUCAUACAUUUAGAUAUAUCUGAAGCAACGCCGAAAGGGGAGAGAUUCUCUCUCAGCAAUGCAGUUGAUCCGGAUGUUGGAAGCAAUUCAGUGAAAACAUACCAUCUGACUGAAAGUGAACAUUUUAAUAUUGAAGUUCAGACUGGCAGAGAUGGGUCUAAGUUUGCCGAUUUGAUCUUGAAAAAGACUUUAGAUCGGGAGCAGCAGGCUGUUCAUAAUUUAAUACUCACAGCUGUAGAUGGAGGCACACCUGCUCGUUCUGGCACUGCCAGUGUAAUUGUACGUGUUUUGGACACAAAUGACAAUGCACCUACUUUUGACAAAGUUAAUUUGAGUGUAAAAAUAAUGGAAAAUUCUCCCAUAGGAAGCCUUGUUACUCAUCUCAAUGCAACAGACUUAGAUGAGGGGUCAAAUUCUGAUGUAACGUACUCAUAUAGUCUAUAUACGUCAGAGAAAACGCAAGAAACAUUUAAUUUGAAUCCUUCCACUGGUGAAAUUACUGUUAAAGGAUUGUUAAAUUAUGAGGAUUUCAGGAUUUAUGAUAUGGAAGUUAUAGCUACUGAUAAAGGAGCAAAUAGUUUAUCAGGACAAUGUACUAUGAAGAUUAUGGUUGAAGACAUGAACGACAACCAUCCAGAAUUAUCUAUUAAAUCAUUUCAGAGUCCAGUCAAUGAAAACAUAGAGUUAGACACAGUGAUAGCAGUAGUUAGUGUCAGUGAUAAAGACUCAGGUGACAAUGGAGUGGUUGAUCUUCAUAUUCCAGAUAAUAUGCCUUUCAAACUGAGGGAGUCCUCUGAUAACUAUUAUGAAUUAGUAGUGUCAGAGCCAUUAGAUCGUGAGAAGGUUCCAGAAUAUGACAUCACGUUCACUGUGACAGACAGAGGUUCUCCUCCUUUAUCUGACAAUGAAACUAUGACGUUAGAGCUGCUGGAUGUUAAUGACAAUGUCCCACAGUUCCCUCAGUCAUUUUAUACCAUACGCGUAAUGGAGAAUAACGCACCUGGGGCCUUGCUCAGUUCCCUCACUGCGUUUGACCCUGACCUCCAUGAAAACCAGUACCUAGUUUACUUCAUCCUAGAGAAGGAGAUAGCCAACACCUCCAUGUCCAUGCUGUUCUCCAUCAAUCCAGAGAACGGUAAUCUUUACGCACUAAAAACGUUUGACUAUGAGAUCGAGAAGGAGUUUCUUUUCCACAUCGAGGCCAGAGACUCUGGCUCUCCUCCACUCAGCAGUAACGUGACGGUCCACAUCAUCAUUGUGGACCAGAACGACAACGCUCCGGUUAUUGUCUCUCCGUGGCGCGCGCACGGCUCGGUGGUGGAGGAAAAGAUCCCCAGAUCCACCGAUAAAGGCUCUCUGGUUGCCAAGGUGAUCGCCUUAGACACCGACUCGGUGCACAACUCUCGGAUUACCUACCAGUUUCUCCAGGUGACUGACGCCACCUUGUUCAGUCUGGACCAGUACAACGGAGAGAUCCGGACUAUGAGGAUGUUCAGUUACAGAGACCCGCGCCACCAGCGACUGGUUGUUGUUGCCAAGGACAACGGGGAGCCUGCUCUCUCUGCUACAGUCACCAUCAAGCUGUCCACAGUGGAGACUGUCGUUAAGGCCUACUCUGACAUGACGGAGGUGCCUCUGGAAUAUGACAUCUUUUCAGACCUAAACCUGUAUUUGGUCAUCGGUCUGGGCUCGGUGUCGUUUCUCCUGCUGAUCACCAUAUUGGUCACCAUCGUGCUCAAGUGUCAGAAACCCAAGCCCAGCAAAGCGGCUCCUCCCUGCAGGAACAGUGUGAUCAGUGAGAGGAACUCCACCAUCGCAGAUUCCACUCUGGUCUCCAACGAUGCCUACUGGUACAGUCUGUUUCUAGCAGAGACCAGGAAAGGAAAGCUGGUGGUUAGACAGCCUGUGCCAAAGGGCUCCAGAUACAUCGUGUCCAGUUUACCAAGAGGCACAGGACUGACAGACACUAGUGACUCAGCAGCUUCUACUCUGCAGAGUCCAGUCAAUGAAAACAUAGAGUUAGACACAGUAAUAGCAGUAGUUAGUGUCAGUGAUAAAGACUCAGGUGACAAUGGAGUGGUUGAUCUUCAUAUUCCAGAUAAUAUGCCUUUCAAACUGAGGGAGUCCUCUGAUAACUAUUAUGAAUUAGUAGUGUCAGAGCCAUUAGACCGUGAGAAGGUUCCAGAAUAUGACAUCACGUUCACUGUGACAGACAGAGGUUCUCCUCCUUUAUCUGACAAUGAAACUAUGACGUUAGAGCUUCUGGAUGUUAAUGACAAUGUCCCACAGUUCCCUCAGUCAUUUUAUACCAUACGCGUAAUGGAGAAUAACGCACCUGGGGCCUUGCUCAGUUCCCUCACUGCGUUUGACCCUGACCUCCAUGAAAACCAGUACCUAGUUUACUUCAUCCUAGAGAAGGAGAUAGCCAACACCUCUAUGUCCAUGCUGUUCUCCAUCAAUCCAGAGAACGGUAAUCUUUACGCACUAAAAACGUUUGACUAUGAGAUCGAGAAGGAGUUUCUUUUCCACAUCGAGGCCAGAGACUCUGGCUCUCCUCCACUCAGCAGUAACGUGACGGUCCACAUCACCAUUGUGGACCAGAACGACAACGCUCCGGUUAUUGUCUCUCCGUGGCGCGCGCACGGCUCGGUGGUGGAGGAAAAGAUCCCCAGAUCCACCGAUAAAGGCUCUCUGGUUGCCAAGGUGAUAGCCUUAGACACCGACUCGGUGCACAACUCUCGGAUUACCUACCAGUUUCUCCAGGUGACUGACGCCACCUUGUUCAGUCUGGACCAGUACAACGGAGAGAUCCGGACUAUGAGGAUGUUCAGUUACAGAGACCCGCGCCACCAGCGACUGGUUGUUGUUGCCAAGGACAACGGGGAGCCUGCUCUCUCUGCUACAGUCACCAUCAAGCUGUCCACAGUGGAGACUGUCGUUAAGGCCUACUCUGACAUGACGGAGGUGCCUCUGGAAUAUGACAUCUUUUCAGACCUAAACCUGUAUUUGGUCAUCGGUCUGGGCUCGGUGUCGUUUCUCCUGCUGAUCACCAUAUUGGUCACCAUCGUGCUCAAGUGUCAGAAACCCAAGCCCAGCAAAGCGGCUCCUCCCUGCAGGAACAGUGUGAUCAGUGAGAGGAACUCCACCAUCGCAGAUUCCACUCUGGUCUCCAACGAUGCCUACUGGUACAGUCUGUUUCUAGCAGAGACCAGGAAAGGAAAGCUGGUGGUUAGACAGCCUGUGCCAAAGGGCUCCAGAUACAUCGUGUCCAGUUUACCAAGAGGCACAGGACUGACAGACACUAGUGACUCAGCAGCUUCUACUCUGCAGGUGAGAGUCGUUUGUUGA
This is a messenger RNA of Perca flavescens (yellow perch), 3768 nucleotides long. RefSeq names its product protocadherin beta-16-like. Gene Ontology annotation, molecular function: calcium ion binding. The record is from RefSeq and is a predicted model, not a curated record. Lineage: Eukaryota; Metazoa; Chordata; Actinopteri; Perciformes; Percidae. The transcript has 2 exons. Bases 1 to 3768 code for a protein of 1255 amino acids. Gene Ontology annotation, biological process: homophilic cell-cell adhesion. Gene Ontology annotation, cellular component: plasma membrane.